UUUUCUCUGCUUCCUGCCAGCUGAUUGUCCUGGAGGGUGGUGGCAACCCUGCGCCCCACCCACACCAGAUGGCGACGGUAUUCUGUAAAGUGGGGGGUGGAGAGGAGGCUGUACCGAAGAAGGAGGCCCUCAAUGUUAUCAAUGUGAUUGACCAACUGCCGAAGCCCUGUCCAAACCCUAAGUUUAUUAACCGGUCCAUGGCUACCAAAGGCCUCCUGCUCCCGUCAAGACGCAGCUUGGCCAGCUUCUCAGAGGAAGAAAACACCGAUGUCAUGAUGCAGAUGCCAGCGGAAGAUUCUGAGUACAGCUCGGAUGACACGAGUAUGUCCCCGAUUCCGUCCACUCUGAUGAACCCCAUCAAGAUGGCUGUGACCCAGCCCAAUAGCAGCUUCUUUGCCGGCAUCCUGGAGGGGGAGCUGAACAAACUCAGUUUAGCAUCAGUGGUCAAGAACACAGAAAAGGAUAAUCUGGCCAUCUGCCCCCGUUCAUCUAAGUCCCAAAUAGCUACCAGGGGCCUAUUGGACCUUGACAACCCUGCCCUGGACACAGACACCUCCUCAACACGUUCCGAGUCUUCUGUGGUCCUGGAUGUGCCGGAGGCUCCGUUCAUUUGUGAACACACUGUUGGCGAUUCCACAGCUGUGAUUUCCUGGACUUACGCUGCAGGCAAGCAGCAGGUCAGUUUCUACCAGGUGCUGCUGCAGGAAGCAACCAAACCAGCUGACAAGGACAUGCCCAAGAUCAAGAACCGCCCCUGGAUCUUCAACAAGAUCCUGGGUACCACUGUCAAGCUGAUGGAGCUGAAGUCAAACACGAGUUACUGCCUUACCGUCCGGGCCGCCAACACAGCAGGGGUAGGGAAGUGGUGCAAGCCCUAUAAGUUUGCAACCGUGUCUACUGACUUCAACAGCUUUCCUGAGACCAAUCCCAUCCAGGUCACCGUGCAACGCAAACAACCUCAUCGGAGGACUGUCUCCAUGACAAUGGAGGAGAUGCGAAGGCUGGAGGAUCUGGAAUACCUAUAUCCAUAUUAAGGGGGUGUGGGUUGAGGCUAUCCCUUGCCCACUGUCUGCCUUGGCUCUGGGUCCUCGGGAACCAGAACCGUGAGAUGUACUGUACUACCAAGCACCAAGUCAAAGAACCACUAGUUAUCCACCAGCCUAGGGCCUGGGGCAGAUGUAUCGGAACCACAACCCUGGGGCGGGGCCAUGGAUAGACAGGAAUCCCAUUCACUUAGUGACAUCUUGAGCUGGCCCAGGCUCAGUCACUGCCCAACAGCUGCUAGGCACCCUCCUUCCUCCCUGACCUGGGCUGGUUCCAGGUUCCCCAUUAAAGAACUGAAGGCCCA
Molecule: messenger RNA, 1348 nt
Organism: Mus caroli (Ryukyu mouse)
Lineage: Eukaryota; Metazoa; Chordata; Mammalia; Rodentia; Muridae
Gene: Fndc8
Product: fibronectin type III domain containing 8
Cellular component (GO): nucleus
Molecular function (GO): protein binding
Source: RefSeq, a predicted model, not a curated record